Messenger RNA from Patella vulgata (common limpet), 8592 nucleotides. Its product is annotated as unconventional myosin-Ie. Bases 219 to 3656 code for a protein of 1145 amino acids. The record is from RefSeq and is a predicted model, not a curated record. Gene Ontology annotation, cellular component: cytoplasm; actin cytoskeleton; myosin complex. Gene Ontology annotation, biological process: vesicle transport along actin filament; actin filament organization. The transcript has 30 exons. NCBI's taxonomy places the organism in Eukaryota, Metazoa, Mollusca, Gastropoda, Patellidae. Gene Ontology annotation, molecular function: microfilament motor activity; actin filament binding; ATP binding.
GUAUAGACAACUCAGACUAUCCGGAAACUUUGUUCAACUUCCGUCAUAGGAUUUAUCUUGUCAGUGUUGUGAUACAAAAUGAAAACAAUUCCGCGAUUAUUUAGAUUUGUGUAAUAUUCAAGAGGAAAAUGAAACUAUAAGGAGUAUCUUCCAAGCGUGUUCGUAGAAGGAAUAGAUUUUGAUUUUUUUGUGAAAGACAGCGGCUGAACUUGGUGAAAAUGCCGUACCAUUGGCAAAGUCACAAUGUCAAGACGAGUGGAGUGGAUGACAUGGUUCUUUUACAAAAAAUAUCAGAGUCAGCCAUCGUGGAAAACCUGAAAAAGAGGUUUAUGGAAGAUUGUAUUUAUACAUAUAUUGGUCCUGUAUUGGUAUCAGUAAAUCCAUUUAAACAACUUAACAUUUACUCUGAAAGAGAAAUAGAAAUGUAUCAAGGAGCUGCACAGUAUGAGAAUCCACCACAUGUGUAUGCGUUAACAGAUAACAUGUAUCGUAAUAUGUUAAUAGAGAUGGAGAACCAAUGUGUUAUUAUCAGUGGUGAGAGUGGAGCUGGUAAAACAGUGGCAGCUAAGUAUAUCAUGGCAUAUAUAGCUAAAGUUUCCGGUGGUGGUCCUUUAGUACAGAGAGUAAAAGAUAUUAUAUUAGAAUCAAAUCCUUUAUUAGAAGCUUUUGGUAAUGCCAAAACAGUUAGAAAUAAUAAUUCAAGUAGAUUUGGUAAAUAUGUAGAAAUUCAGUUCAGUAGAGGUGGUGAGCCGGAUGGUGGGAAAAUAUCAAAUUUUUUAUUAGAAAAGUCUAGAGUUGUUAGUCAGAAUAUUAAAGAAAGAGGUUUUCAUAUAUUUUAUCAAUUGUGUGCUGGUGCAACAAGUGAAAUGAAAGAGAAUCUUGGAGUUACAACACCAGAGUAUUAUUAUUAUUUAAAUCAAUCCGCUACCUAUGAUGUAGAAGGUACAGAUGAUAGUAAAGAAUUUCAGGAUACACUGAGAGCUAUGCAGGUUAUAGGUAUACCAGAUACUACACAGAUGGAUAUAAUGUCUAUAGCAGCAGGUAUAUUACAUCUAGGUAAUAUAAGUUUUACAGAAGAUGGAAAUUAUGCUGUAGUAUCAGAUGAUGAAUUUUUACCGUUCCCAGCAUUUCUAUUUGGAAUAGAUCAAGAAUUGUUACGUGAUAAAUUAACGGGUAGAGUCAUGGACAGUAAAUGGGGAGGUAAAUCUGAAUCUAUAGCUAUGAAAUUAAAUAAGGAACAAGCAGAAUAUACCAGAGAUGCUUUAGCUAAAGUUCUAUAUGCUCGUGUUUUUGAUUAUCUUGUUACAUCUGUAAAUAGUGCCAUGCAGAAAGAUAAAGAAGAAGUGAAUGUAGGAAUUUUAGAUAUCUAUGGUUUUGAAAUAUUCCAAAGAAAUGGUUUUGAGCAGUUUUGUAUUAAUUAUGUUAAUGAGAAAUUACAGCAGAUUUUUAUAGAAUUAACUUUGAAAGCUGAACAAGAAGAGUAUGUACAAGAAGGUAUAAAGUGGACACCUAUAGAGUAUUUUAAUAAUAAGAUAGUAUGUGAUUUAAUAGAAGAAAAGAAACCACCAGGUAUUAUGUGUGUACUGGAUGAUGUCUGUGCCACCAUGCAUGCUGUGUCAGAGGGAGCAGAUAGUAAAUUUCUUGAGAAAUUACAAGGUGCUGUCGGUACUCACAAUCAUUAUCAGGGUUCGAACUGUGGCUUUAUUAUACAUCAUUAUGCAGGCAAAGUAACAUAUACAUCAGAUGGUUUCUGUGAGAGAAAUAGGGAUGUUUUAUUUUCAGAUCUUAUACAACUCAUGCAGGGUAGUACCAAUGAGUUUAUAGCUGAUUUAUUUCCUGAAGAUGUUUCUUCUACAACCAAAGGUCGUCCCACAACAGCUAGUUCUAAAAUAAAGACUCAGGCAAAUAAAUUAGUUGUAACACUGAUGAAAUGUACACCACAUUAUAUUCGUUGUAUUAAACCUAAUGAAACAAAGAAAGCCAGAGAUUGGGAGGACAGCAGAGUGAAACAUCAAGUGGAAUAUUUAGGAUUAAAAGAGAAUAUCCGAGUAAGAAGAGCUGGUUUUGCAUUUAGAAGAGAAUUUAGGAAAUUCUUAAAGAGAUAUAAUAUCCUUACACCUGAAACAUAUCCAGAAUGGCACGGUGAUCCUAAACAAGGUAUAAAACAUCUCAUGAACUCUGUUAACAUGGAUCCAGAUCAGUUUCAGAUGGGAAGAACAAAAGUUUUUGUUAAAAAUCCUGAAUCUCUGUUUUUAUUAGAAGAAAUGAGAGAGAGAAAGUAUGAUAAAUUUGCUCGUGUUAUACAAAAGGCUUACAGAAAACAUUUUGCCUGGAAACAGUAUUUUAAACUUAGGGAAGAAGCAUCUGAUAUUCUAAUGAAUAAGAAGGAGCGAAGAAGAUUCAGUUUGAAUCGUAAUUUUGUUGGUGACUAUAUUGGUUUGGAUGAUGCACCAGAGUUACGUGCUCUUGUUGGUAAGAGAGAAAGGAUAGAGUUUGCAGAUUCUGUUACUAAAUAUGACAGAAGAUUCAAGAGUGUGAAGCGUGACUUAUUAUUAACGGGAAAGAAUCUGGUGUUGAUUGGUUUAGAACUGAUAAAGAAAGGACCAGAGAAAGGAUUAAAGAAGUUGGUUGUUAAAAGACAGAUACCUAUUGAUCAAAUCUCUUCUGUUUCUCUCAGUACCCUACAAGAUGACUUCUUUAUAUUAAAUGUAGUCAAUGAAUACAGUAGUUUCUUAGAGUCUGUGUUUAAAACUGAAUUUCUCACAGUUUUAUCUCGUAAAUAUAAAGAUAGAACGGGUAAAACGAUACCAUUAAACUUCUCAGAUAGUUUAGAGUUUAGUGUAAAGAAAGAAGGAUGGGGAGGUGGAGGAAGUCGAACUGUGAAGUUUAUACGAGGUUCAGGAGAUACAGCAAUAUUAAAGCCAUCAUCUAAAGUUCUAACUGUAUCUAUAGGAUCAGGGUUACCUAAAGAUUCUAGACCUGGGCGUAAAAAUGUAAGUAAUGGAGCCGCCAGACGGCCAGCUAAUAAAAGACCUGGAAUACCUCCGCCACAAGGUAUUACAUCAAGUAGACGAGGACCAGCACCACGAGGCCCUGCUCCAUCACGUCCAGCACCUGCUGUACCCCAUGGUCAAGUACCCCCUCCACCAACAUCUCAUCCUCCAUCACGAAAUCAGAUGCAAAGACAAACAAGUAAAGAUAUUCAGAAUAAAUUAGUAAAGCAACAUUCCAGAUCCAGUACAUCUGACAAGGCACCAUCAUUACCACGUGAAGGAGCACAGAAACUAGCGAAAAAAAUCAAUCAAGCUGUUUUAAACAAUAAUAAUGAAUAUUUAUCAACGCCUGAAGCUGGAGUUGCAGGGCAUCAUACUAACAUCAUAGAGACUUAUAACAAGGAAAUGCAAAGACAGAAUCAAGGUAAGAAAAAACCCAAUCCAGGUGCAGGACGACCAAAACCUAAACCAAGUAUUAAACCUAAACCAACCUUACCACAAGCUAAGUGUUUAUUUGCUUAUGAUGCCCAGGAUACAGAUGAACUUAGUUUUAAUGAGGGGGAGAUUAUAGACAUAGUCAGAGAAGAUCAAUCAGGUUGGUGGGUAGGUAAAUUACGAGGCAGAGAAGGACUCUUCCCAGCUAAUUAUAUUGAAAAAAUGUAAACCAUUUCCAAAAUCUAUUUUUACUGGAUAUGUUAAGUUUUAGUAUGAUUAAGGAACAAUGUAUAAUAUACUGAAUGUAUAUUUGAAAGAGGAAGAUAGUUACAUAUAUUGAUAUGUAAAUAUUGGAAUUUGUAUAUAAAACAGACAUGCUGACAAGCUAUAUGUAUUUAUAUUAUAAGCUUGAAAUAUAUGCACUGCUGUAGAUGUAAAUAUUAAUUUUUAAUUGUAUAUAACGUACCUGUCAGUUGAAAAGGGACACUUUCAUGGAACUUUUGAUUUUACUUAUUUCAAUCAGUUUCAUUGAUUAUAAAUGUAUAUUAUACGAGCGGAGCUGACAUUGUUUAAUAAAUAAUCUCAAGGGAAAUUAUCUCAUUCUGAUUAACAUUAACUGUUAUCUUAACUCUUAAAACCACGGAUCAUCAUAUUAUACAUUUUUCGGACAAUAUCCAACUUUCUACAGAUUCAUGUACUAAGAAUGAAUAUCAACAGUGGAUAAUCUUGUGACUUGGAUUCAAUUAGAUUUAAAAGAGGCCCAUCAAAAGAUUUUACCCAACAUAUAUAGGUGACGCUGGCUUGUUUAUAUCAUCUGAAGACGAUACUUAAUGUGGAAAAAUUUUCAAUUCAUGACAUACUGAAAUAGAUUAAACCAUAUUAAACUGAUGUUCCUUUUAGAGAUUCAAUGACCCUCAAAUGAGGAUUAGCAGCUUUAAUUCACUGAAAUAUUGAGAUGUUAAUAUAUACUGUUAAUGAAUAGUAAACAUACACCUAGUGUAUAAUGUAUGUAUCUAUGUUAUGUAAAAUAUAAGUGCCACUUUUUAUAGAUCUUACUGUUUCCAUCCAUUUAAAAUGCAUUUUGCACUUAAUCAGAGACUAAUUUGGUUUAUUUAAAAUAUUGAAUAUCAAAGUAUAACAAAAUACUUAAAUGAGAAGUGGAAUUGGGUGUUCUAAAAUGAUGUAACAAUAACCUACCUUGACCCGUGCAAGAUAUUAUACAUCCCUUACUAUAGACAGAAAGUCUUAUCUCAUGAUAUAUUUUUAUAAGAAAAUGUUAGUACCUGUAUAUGUUUGUGUGUCUUUGGCUAUCUGUGAUAUUGACGUACUGUAUCAGGUUUAAAAAAGAUUUUUCAUGAAGUUAUAGUUUUAUGCAAUUUGACGACAUUCCAAUAUACAUAUUAAUGUGUUGCCUUAGUGAAUUUCUUUUUACUACCAUAGUUAGUAUAAAAACAAAGUCAUUACCUUGUGAACAAAUAAGAUAUAUGUCUAGUAAAGGGAAGACAACCAGAAUGGUCUCUAAAUAAUUAAAUUUGUAUAAUCCUUGAGUGGCAAUGAUUUAUAAGGUAUAAUUAAAACUUAUAUUUGCAGAAUUAUUUUGUGAUACAAUAUGAAUAAUCAUUCAGUACUGUGUUUUCUGCAGAAUUAUAUUCUAUGUACAUAACCUUUCAUAAAUUCAUCCUACUUUAAUUAUUCUUUUAUUAUAAAUAUUUUUAUAUACUGGAAUAGAUCAGUACAGAACUGCAGCCAUAAUUUGUUAUGUAAGCUACAUUUUAUUAGAAAGUUAAUAACUUAUUUAUACUGGUAUUGUUCUCAUUUAACCAUGACUACCGAAAUAGUGCUGAAUUUUUUUCUGUAAAUACACAUAAUUUGAAAAUAUUACCUACAUACUACUUAACAUUAUUGUGUUACCUGUGAUAAAGGCCAUACAAAUUUAAAAAAAAAAAAAAAAAUACACCCAUUGAUUAAAUUUAAAACUCAACCAAUGCUUAAAUUUGGCAGCUUCAAAGUUCAAACAGGUUAACACUUUGUUCAAUUGACACUAGCAACAGGCAACUGAAAUUAGGACUUAUUAGGAGUAAAAUAAGGUUUUUAUGGCCUUGGGCCCUUAUGUACUGUUAUUCCAUUUUUAUUCCAGGGUUUUCUGUUAUACAUUUUCAGUUGGAGAUAUGUAAUGUUUGGUAUAGACAAUUUUCUAUUACCAGUAGGUGGACAUCUAUCAACAUUUUAUUGUACAAACUUGGAUAUAAUUCUUUCCCUGACUUAUAUAAACUAUAUAUAUGUAAAUAUUACUUAUAUGUGUAUAAUGUAUAUAUAAAGCUUAUAAUUAUGUUAAAUUAUAUAUAAGGCUUAUUUUACAUUAUAUCUUGCUGCCAUAUAUUUAUACAAAUAGUCCCAUAGACAUAUUUGACCAACAUUGUCUAUGUUGGCUAAAUAUGUCUUUAAAAUUCUGAUAUAGGUCUUUCAUCAGAAUUAGGCUAGAUUAUAGCACUUCUCCACAUAGUCAAUUGACUAUAUCUGCAUCAUAGUAAGACAUGCUCAGUAAAUGGGGAUGCUAACUGUUGAUUACAGUAUUUGUCUUACACUGUAUUACCCUUUAAAUAUAGCGACAAAAUGUUAUGUAGUUUCAAAAUUGAUAUGUAUUGAGUAGCCUGUAUGUAUUACUCUUAUGUGCGAUGGCUUGUGCUUCAAAUAUUUCUCACAGUGUCCUUUCCCCUACUUAUUCUGUUACAUAAGAAAUUAAGUUAGCUGGAUGUGCUAUAUGGCAAUUUAGUUAUUUUUCUUUCCAGUAUUUAGUCUGUGUUAUAAUUUUGUUACAUAUUAUAUAGAAUGUUAUUUGUAAAUGUUCAUAACAAUCAGGUAGCUAUACUAGACAGACAUAUAUUUUAGAUAAAUUUAUUUAACCUUAAAGUAUUUUUAUAUAUCUGUAUAUUGUAUUAUUUCAAAGAUAAUUUAAACAAAAUGAACAUUACACAAUUAAAAGCUUGUUUAGAAUUUAUAUGUUCUUGGCUUGUUUAAAAGUUUUUGUUAUUGUUUGGAAGAAUGUAUUUUGUUUAGGAAGGUGGAUGUGGAAUAUGAAGUUACAUAUAGUAAAUACAUACUUCUAUGUAGUAUUGUAGCUACAGUGACCCAGAAGGCAAAUAAUCAUUCUCCUUGUUUAAGUUAACAAAGAUAAGGGCUGAAAAGUGUUCAUUAGAAAGAAAUUUAGAUGGUUAGAAAAACAAAAUAUCAAUUUAGGUAAAUGGUCAUUGACCAAAAUACGUAUCCUGAAGUCAUUGACUGACAUGUCCAAAAUCAAAAUGUUCACAAUCUGAAAUCAUAGAUGGCCAUAACUCACUUUCUUUAUGAUUGAGCAAUUUUAGAUGAGUGUACUUUUUGGUAAGAUACUUUUUCGGGAUAAUAUCUGAAAUUCUGUAUUAAUCUUUUAGUGCUCUAUGGGUAGCCAUAUUGGCUCAGUGAGUUUGAUGCUGGCUCACUAAACAGGAUGUCCUUGGUUCGAUACUGCUGUUCUAUAAGAUUUCCCAGUCCGGUGCUGUAUGGUGGGCCUAGGAAAGAAUAAGGAUCUACUGAUCUCGUCAUUUAGAUGUGAUGUAGUAGGGAGAUCCACCUAUACUAGUUGGCAUGCACGUAAAAAAAAAAAAAUGAAAUGGGGUUUACUGUUUUACUUUUCUGCACCAACCAGGCCUAUGAAGACGGGCACACCAUGCAGUCUGUUAUGGGGAAAUUUUAGCCUGACAACGGCUUUAUCUCGUACUCUUUGUAGGAUUCAUUUACGUGCACACCAACAAGAAUAGGUAAAUCGCUAUAUUGUCCUAUGUGAACAACUCACCGCUGUUCCUUGCCAGGCUCUCCGUCCCGGCACCACAGACAAGUUUUAAUUGUCAAAUGAGAGAAAAUAGAUGUCCAACUGAUAUGAAACAGAAAAUGUAUUUUAAUCUAAUUGUUACAGGGUAUGCAAUACUUUACACUGAAAUUGUUUUAAAGAGUUUGUUAUAGCCAUAUUGGUUCUAUGUACAUUACUAAUAUACUGAGAUGCAUAUUUUUAUAUAGAUGAUUGUAAAUCUGGGUUGAGUGAUACACUUUAAUUUUUCAAUGUAACAACAUCAGAUCACUGUGGUAACACAUGAAUGAUGUUUUCACCACAGAUCAGUUCAGUAAAGCACAAUAAAUUGAAUGGGAAUAUGUUGCAUUUCUGUGGAACCACCAGAACACACUAUUUCAUUAAUUCAAUAGGGCAAGUACAAGAAUUGUCGCAUGAAGGAUUCGAUGCCAUCACAUUACCAUCCUGAGAAUGACUGGGUGACUCCUUCCAUCAGAUAAGAGAUGGGUCGCAACAUAUGAUAGCAAUUUGAUAAAACUGGCACAUCAUCUGCAGAAUCACACGCUGCCUAUUGCUACUGCGAGGGGUCCACAUUGGUUAAUCAGUGUUAACACAGUUCAUAACUUGCAACACUCUGCGAUCCCUGCAUUGGCCGAGAAAGUUCAUCCAGAUUUUCCGGUGUGGUUCCCCCUUGUCAGUGAUGCAGGACAGCUGUCUAGUUGUUCGGAUAGGACGAAAAACCGAGGUCCCGUGUACACAUUGGCCUGCAUGUAAAAGAUCCCUUGACAGUUGGAAUUCGAUAUAAGAGUAGGCUGUAGUGCUACUGUCCGGGCAAAACUUCCCUCAUAGCACAUUGUAUGGCAUAUACCUGUCUUCAUUAGCCCAGUUCAGAGCAGAACAGUAGGACAUUAAACCCCAUUUCAUUUCAUUUGAUUUCAUUGCAACACACUGUGUGCCGAAUGAGCCAGACAAACUUACAUUGCACCAGUUCUGACUCAAUGCCAUUAUAGACUUGAUUUUUAUCCCUUGUGACUACUUUUCACGGUGAGGUUUUCAUUGCGUCUCAGUAUAUUAUUCUUGCACAAAGUUAUCGUGACAUAAAGUUUUUUUUCUACUAUCAAUAUGUUUGCCUUUAGUGUUAUAAGUGUAUUAAUUAAUAUCAGGUUUCAACACUUUAACAAUAUUUUACAUGCUUUAUUUAUUAAAUUACCUCUUAAUUGUCUUUAUUGUAUUAUCAGCUUACAUUGUAUGGUACAUUAUUAUUAUAAUUAUAGCAAAAUUUAAUAGAAUUAAAAAAAUGAUUCUUAUGUAAAUAUUGGCAAUAAAAUAUUACCGAUCUCGUUA